This is a messenger RNA of Epithele typhae, 1650 nucleotides long. RefSeq names its product rab-GTPase-TBC domain-containing protein. Gene Ontology annotation, cellular component: Golgi apparatus. Bases 1 to 1650 code for a protein of 549 amino acids. Gene Ontology annotation, molecular function: GTPase activator activity. The transcript has 9 exons. The record is from RefSeq and is a predicted model, not a curated record. Gene Ontology annotation, biological process: activation of GTPase activity. NCBI's taxonomy places the organism in Eukaryota, Fungi, Basidiomycota, Agaricomycetes, Polyporales, Epitheliaceae.
AUGUCCGCCCGCCCGCCGCCUGCCCGGCCACACAUCGGCCUGAACCCGACGACCAAAUUCUCGUCCUACUCCAUCAACGACUGGGGCGAAGACGACGCCUGGGACUCCGCCUCCGAUUCUGAGUCGACCUCCAAGCCGGACUGGAAGCGCACCAACGCCCGCGCGUCCGCAUCGACCGCGACCGCGACCGCUCCCAAGCUCGUGCCCCGCUCGCCGACGGUGCACGACUCCGACUCGUCCUCCGCCCUCGCGUUCUCCUACACCCACGUCCAGGCCCCGAGCUCGUACCCGCCCAAGGGCGACCCGCCCGGCGGUGGCGGCAAGAACGGCUGGACGAUCGUCCGCAAGUCGACGGAGCGCGGCAGCGUCGACUCGCUCUCCGCGUCCGCGUCCGCGUCCACCGCGGCGGCGCCGUCCCACAGCGCGGCGUCGAACGACUCGCUCGACGCGGGCAUGGUCGUCGGCGACAUCGAGCCCGACCCGGACUCGGUCGAGGCGUCCGCGGGCCCGGCGAAGCGGGGGUUUGCGACGGGCGUGCUGCGAGACGAUGCGCAGGCGAUCGCGCAAGAUCCGCUGCGCAUGGUCACCCGUCCCAAUCCAAACCUAAGCAACGGCAAGGGGAGGGCGGAUGCGUAUCCGGGCGAGUCGGAGAAGGAGGCGCGAGAGCAUUCGAUACGAGAAAACAGGCGGCGCAAGUUCAUUGACUGCAUCGACAGGGAGAACGUGGACAUCGCGCAUCUGCGGAAGCUGGCGUGGAACGGAGUGCCCGCCGAUCUGCGACCUCUUGUCUGGCCUCUGCUUCUGGGAUAUCUCCCACUCCCAAAACCCACACGUGCGUCAACAGUCGCCCGCAAACGGCGAGAAUACGCUUCCCUCGUCGACACAACGUUUGCUCGCGGCCGGGACGGACUUGACCAGCAGAUCUGGCACCAAAUUGAGAUCGAUGUACCAAGGACACGCCCUGGGGUGAUGUUGUGGAUGCAGGGGUCGACACAACGGAGUCUGGAGCGAAUCCUGUAUGUCUGGGCGAUCCGCCAUCCGGCGAGCGGGUACGUGCAGGGCAUCAACGAUCUUGCGACACCCUUCUUUCAAGUGUUUCUAUCCGCAUACAUCGACUCUGACCCUGAAGAGUUCGACACUACACUCCUCCCCGAGGAGAUCCGAAAGGCCGUUGAAGCCGACACAUUCUGGUGUCUAUCACGACUCCUCGACGGCAUCCAGGACAACUACAUCGCUGGGCAGCCUGGCAUUCACCGAAGCGUAAAGCGGAUGGCAGAGCUGGUGGCUCGAAUAGACUCACCGCUUGCGGCGCAUCUGGAGGCGGAGAACGUCGAGUUCAUGCAGUUCGCGUUCCGGUGGAUGAACUGCCUGCUCAUGCGCGAGAUCAGCGUGCAGAACACGAUCCGGAUGUGGGAUACGUACCUCGCGGAAGGCACGGACGCAUUCUCGCAGUUCCACCUGUACGUCUGCUCCGCGUUCCUCGUUCGGUGGAGUAAACGACUACGAGAGAUGGAUUUCCAGGGCAUUAUCAUGUACCUUCAGUCCCUCCCCACGUCUGGCUGGUCUGAUCAUGAAGUCGAAAUGCUCCUCAGCGAGGCGUUUGUGCACUAUUCGACGUGGCACAACGCGCAGAGUCAUUUCGGCAGCUAA